This is a messenger RNA of Drosophila rhopaloa, 723 nucleotides long. It is a transcript of the gene Alg14, whose product is annotated as UDP-N-acetylglucosamine transferase subunit ALG14 homolog. The transcript has a single exon. The record is from RefSeq and is a predicted model, not a curated record. Lineage: Eukaryota; Metazoa; Arthropoda; Insecta; Diptera; Drosophilidae. Bases 72 to 647 code for a protein of 191 amino acids. Gene Ontology annotation, biological process: dolichol-linked oligosaccharide biosynthetic process. Gene Ontology annotation, cellular component: UDP-N-acetylglucosamine transferase complex.
CAAAAUAAAGUAUAAACAAAGCUGUUUAUUAUCAACUUGUUGUCAUUUAAAUUGCAUUUCUGGAGGGAAUCAUGACCGACCGCGUGUCCCACCCCACCUACGUGAUUCUGGGCUCCGGCGGCCACACGGCGGAGAUGUGCCGACUGACCCAGGCUCUGCUGCAGCAGGCCGACGUCAAGCAGGCGAAGAAAUACCAGCCCAUGCGCCUGAUCCUGGCCAGCAGUGACUCCACCUCCGAGCACCAGUUCAGGCAGGCCCUGCCGCAGGCAUCCCGGUCGGCGGAAUCGGUCAAGGUGCCGCGUAGCCGCAGCGUGGGCCAAUCCUGGCUGAGCACCAUCUUCACCAGCCUGUGGGCGCUAAUCUGGAGCUGCUACCUGGUGUGGCGAGACCGGCCGCAGCUAAUUCUCUGCAACGGACCCGGCACCUGUGUGCCCUUCUGCUACGCAGCCUAUUUGUGGCGCCUCCUCGGACGCCUGCCCUCGCACUCCAGGAUCGUCUUUGUUGAGAGCUUCUGCCGCGUGGAGACGCUCUCCUUGAGCGGACGCCUGCUCCUGCCACUGACGGAUCUCUUCGUAGUCCACUGGCCGGCCCUAGCCACCCGCUACGCGGAUAAAAAGAACCUGCGAUAUUUCGGUCGUAUCUUGUAACAUAAAUUUAUUCAAAAAGGUUCAACAGACGAAAAUGAAAAUGGUACUCAUACGGUACAAAAACUUUAAACAUAAA